This is a messenger RNA of Castor canadensis (American beaver), 2245 nucleotides long. NCBI's taxonomy places the organism in Eukaryota, Metazoa, Chordata, Mammalia, Rodentia, Castoridae. The record is from RefSeq and is a predicted model, not a curated record.
GACAAGGGAAUGAGUGAAGUCACAUCUAGAAAAAUCAUAAAAAUUUGUUGAAAUCCAUUUUCUCCAGCCCUUCUGAAUGAGGAAAUCAUCAGUCCAUAAUCAACCUCGUUUGGAAGGUACUUAGCAUCAGCCCAAGGUGGUUCUGUCCUAAAGGUUCCCAGUGUUGGUUGUGCCAACCUUAAAUCUCCUUUAGUGGAUCUCUUGCCAAAGGAAGGGUAGAUUGGCACCACCCAUAGACGCUUGCACCUGUGAGAACCAAUGGGCGUUGGAACAGGAAAUACCUCAGCUGGCUGCCUGAUAUAGCAUGGGGCACCCAGGUCAUUCUGCUUUCAUCCGAAGUUCCUUAUUACGCUGGGACAAGACUUCUUGGAGAAUUUUUUUUUUUUUUAAUAUAUACGCUUACAAGAGAAUUAAUUAUAGAUUUCAAUGUUAAAAUGUGAAUGGUAUUCACCUUCUCUUUCUUCAUUAUCAAGGAAUUGGUAAGUUGUCCUUUAAGAUAUUUCUCCUCUUUCAUGAAAACCUUACUGGAGCAUGCUGGGAGGCAGAGAGAGAGUACAGACAUGUAAAAUAAUUAAAACUUGAGCUGACGUUAUUAUUCAUUGCAAUAAUCCUUUGUAAUAGUUACUGCCACCAUAAUAGUAAACAUUAGAGGGAUAUCAUAGAUUUUUAUAUAAGAUUCGUUUAGCCUGAGCAUGUUUUUCUCUUUUGUAAGGACUAGCAGGGGGAAAGUCCUAGGAAAGUUUUUAGAAAAUUAUUUUCCAAAUGUCACAAUGUACAGCUGUAUAAGUGCUCUCGAUGUUAACUGUCUGACCAGGAAGUACUCUAAGUCUCACUUAUAAAACUAAGCGUCUGUAAUAACUUCCUUUCUCAGGAUGAAGGCGCUUGAUAGAUAGCCUAGUACAGUUCUUGUAACUGAACUUGAGUUCAGUCUUAUCUUUCCUGGGAGUAAGAGGCAAUGUUUUAAAGAAAGCCAUUUCUGGGGCAAAUUUUUUGAUUGCUUUGGCUAAAUAAAGAAUGUUUAAAGUCUUCAUUCUGUUGGAAUGGAAGAAUAGGACAUGCCUUUCAGACGAUCUGUACAGAAAACUGAAGUUAUAAAGGAGCAAAGAGAAGACUGCUGCUAAAAUGAACCCAAGCAACACAGUGUUUUUUGUGCCACACACAGAAAGGUACUGAAGAUUGGUAAAAAUUAAAAAGCCCUCAAUGCGAGAUACAACUUACUGGGCUCUCAGAAGGCAAAGUGCUCACAGUGGAGGUCACCAUGCCGAAAGGGGUGCCGAAGGACCCAGAGAUUGCUGACCUGUUCUACAAAGAUGAUCCUGAAGAGCUUUUCAUUGAUCUGCAUGAAAUUGGACAUGGAAGUUUUGGAGCAGUUUAUUUUGCCACAAAUGCUCACACAAAUGAGGUGGUGGCAGUUAAAAAAAUGUCCUAUAGUGGGAAGCAGACACAUGAGAAAUGGCAAGAUAUUCUUAAGGAAGUUAAGUUUUUGCGACAGUUGAAGCACCCUAAUACCAUUGAGUACAAAGGCUGUUACUUGAAGGAGCACACUGCUUGGUUGGUGAUGGAAUACUGCUUAGGCUCAGCCUCUGACUUGUUAGAAGUUCAUAAAAAGCCACUUCAGGAAGUGGAGAUUGCUGCCAUUACUCAUGGUGCCUUGCAGGGACUCGCCUACCUACAUUCUCAUGAGUUGAUUCACAGGGAUAUUAAAGCAGGAAAUAUUCUCCUAACAGAGCCAGGCCAGGUGAAGCUAGCUGAUUUUGGAUCUGCCUCCAUGGCUUCUCCUGCCAACUCCUUCGUGGGCACACCUUACUGGAUGGCUCCAGAGGUGAUCUUGGCGAUGGAUGAAGGACAGUAUGAUGGGAAGGUUGACAUUUGGUCCCUCGGGAUCACCUGUAUUGAGCUGGCGGAACGGAAGCCCCCACUUUUCAACAUGAAUGCAAUGAGUGCUCUAUAUCACAUCGCGCAGAACGACUCCCCUACCUUACAGUCCAGUGAAUGGACAGACUCCUUUAGAAGAUUUGUUGAUUACUGCUUGCAGAAAAUACCUCAGGAAAGACCAACAUCCACAGAACUGUUACGGCACGACUUUGUUCGACGAGAACGGCCACCCCGUGUCCUCAUUGACCUCAUACAAAGGACGAAAGAUGCUGUUCGUGAGCUAGAUAAUCUACAGUACCGAAAAAUGAAGAAAAUACUUUUCCAAGAGACACGCAACGGGCCCUUGAAUGAGUCACAGGAGGAUGAAGAG